AUGCCCGUUCCAACUAAAGACAUUGAUAAGAUAGUGAAGCUUUUGCAGAAAGAAAACUCUAAAGUUGUAUUCUUUGUUGGUGCCGGGAUUUCAACAAAUUGUGGAAUUCCUGAUUUCAGAUCUCCUGAAACAGGACUAUAUGCUAAUUUAAGGAAGCUUAGUUUACCAUACCCUGAAGCCGUUUUCGAUAUUGAAUAUUUUAAGAAUAAGCCAAAGGCAUUUUACACUCUUGCUGAUGAAUUAUUUCCAGGAAAAUUUGCUCCUAGUAAAUUUCAUUACUUGAUUAGAUUAUGCCAGGACAAAAAUCUGUUGAAACGAUGUUAUUCGCAAAAUAUCGACACUUUAGAAAGAAUUGCUGGGGUAGAGGAUGAUAAAAUUGUCGAAGCUCAUGGUUCAUUCGCUUCAAACCAUUGUAUUGAAUGCAAUACUGAGAUGUCAAAAGAAAAACUUCGGGAGUUUAUGAAUAGGGGAGAAAUACCUAGUUGUCUUGAAUGUCAGGGAUAUGUAAAACCAGAUAUAGUUUUCUUUGGCGAGGCUCUUCCCACUAAAUUAUGGGACUUAUGGGAGGAAGACGUUGAUGACAUGGAUAUUGCAAUUGUUGCUGGAACAUCACUUGCAGUUUACCCGUUUGCUAAUUUGCCUGCGGAGGUAACUAAAAAGGCUACGCGUGUAUUGAUUAACAGAGAACUCUGUGGUGACUUUGAAUUGUCUCCAAGAAAAACAGAUAUAGUACUCCUUGAAGAUUGUGAUUCUAUUGCAGAGACGAUAUGUGAAAGAUUGAAUUGGUCUAAGGAGCUAGAACAACUUGUAGCCAAAGGUAAGUCUCAAAUUGGCGGUACAAGGUAUAAGGGUGACGAGACAGCGGUUGAACUCGGGGAACUUAUUUCUGAAAAGGUAUCUAAAGCAAUUUUAAAGGAAGAGGGUCAAGAAGGAGAUAGAAAGGAUGGGGAAAAAGAGGAGGAUAUUUGUGCCUUAGUCGAUGCCAUGGAAAAUGUCAAGGUUGACUGA
This is a messenger RNA of Pichia kudriavzevii, 1008 nucleotides long. RefSeq lists its product as uncharacterized. Gene Ontology annotation, molecular function: histone deacetylase activity, NAD-dependent; NAD+ binding. The transcript has a single exon. The record is from RefSeq and is a predicted model, not a curated record. NCBI's taxonomy places the organism in Eukaryota, Fungi, Ascomycota, Pichiomycetes, Pichiales, Pichiaceae. The coding region runs from base 1 to 1008 and encodes 335 amino acids.